Aspergillus clavatus NRRL 1 is the source of this 2304-nucleotide messenger RNA. Its product is annotated as putative potassium transporter. Gene Ontology annotation, biological process: potassium ion transmembrane transport. The coding region runs from base 1 to 2304 and encodes 767 amino acids. Lineage: Eukaryota; Fungi; Ascomycota; Eurotiomycetes; Eurotiales; Aspergillaceae. The record is from RefSeq and is a predicted model, not a curated record. Gene Ontology annotation, cellular component: membrane. Gene Ontology annotation, molecular function: potassium ion transmembrane transporter activity. The transcript is spliced from 11 exons.
AUGGCAGACAUCAAAGUCUCUAGCGAUAGCACCGAGGCUGUCACCCCGACCUCAACUGGUGGCGUCGUUUCGUCCCGUCCAACCCAUCAAGGCAACCCCCUGCAACGCAAGUUUACUGCCGACAAAAAGGUGGUAGAUGUUGAGCUGGCCUCGAUAGCUGAUGCAGAGUAUGUGGAUGAAAGAGACUUUCACAAGAAACAGGUAUUCACAGGUUGGAGUCUGGCAUGGCUGUCGUAUCAAUCGCUUGGAGUCAUCUAUGGCGACAUCGGCACCAGUCCCCUAUAUGUCUACUCCUCCACCUUCAGCAGCGAGCCAAGCUACGAGGACGUUCUCGGUGCUGUCUCCUUGAUCAUCUGGGCGCUCACAAUUACGGUCACCAUCAAGUAUGUCUGCAUUGUGCUCAAUGCCGACGAUGAAGGGGAGGGAGGUACCUUUGCCCUGUACUCCCUGAUCUCUCGAUACGCAAACCUAGUCCGCCGCGAUCCUCGUCACAGCAAUAUGGUCCGCAUGCAGCGGCAUGACACCGACGAUCUACAAAAGCCGAAUCUGAUGGCCCGCAAUAUGAUUGAGCGAAGCACCUUCAUGAAGUGGGCAUUCAAGGUGCUCGGUGUUUUUGGCGUAUCACUCCUGCUGGCUGAUGGCGUUUUGACACCGGCUCAGUCAAUCCUGGGAGCGAUUCAAGGCAUCACGGUUGUCAAUCCCGACAUCUCAUCUUCCACCGUCAUUGGCGUCUCUUGUGCAAUUCUAGUCGUCGUCUUCCUCAUCCAGCCGCUCGGGACAAGUAAGAUUGCAAGCACCUUUGCGCCGAUCGUGAUAAUUUGGUUGUUGUUCAACCUGAGUUUUGGGAUCUACAAUCUUGCCAUGUAUGAUGCAUCAGUUCUGAAAGCUUUCUCGCCCUACUUUGCUGGCUCAUUCCUGGUUCGCAACGGCAAUGCAGGCUGGCUGCAGUUGGGUGGCAUCCUUCUUGCUUUCACUGGCGUUGAGACGCUUUUUGCCGAUUUGGGCGCUUUUAGUAAACGAGCAGUGCAAAUAUCCUGGCUGUGUUUCGUCUACCCAUGCCUUCUGAUAGCGUAUAUCGGGCAAGGGGCUCACCUAAGUCGUGUCCCAAGCGCCUAUGCUAAUCCGUUCUAUUUGACUGUGCCACCUGGUAUGCUCUAUCCGAGUCUCGUGGUGGCCAUUCUCGCCUGCAUCGUCGCUAGUCAGGCGGUUAUUACAGGUUCAUUCCAGUUGCUAUCGCAAAUCAUGAAGCUUUCCUACUUCCCUCAGAUCAAGCUGUAUCACACUUCCAAGACGUUCCACGGGCAAGUCUACAUCCCAAUCGCCAACUGGCUGAUGAUGAUCGGCACCGUUAUCGUCACUGCGGUCUAUAAUAAUACAACUGCCCUGGGAGAGGCGUACGGCGCAUGCGUCAUCCUUGUCUCCUUCUUGACCACCUGCAUGGUGUCGGUAGUGGCCCUCAUCGUCUGGAAACUCCCCAUCUACCUCGUCCUCCCCGUCUUCCUCGUCUUUGCCCUCUGGGAUGGCAUGUUCCUCUCCGCCGCGCUGAGCAAAGUGCCCCACGGGGCCUGGUUCACCAUCAUGCUCGGCGUGGCCCUGACCCUCAUCUUCGUGCUCUGGCGAUACGGCAAGGAAGAACAAUGGACAGCCGAAGAAAGCGACAAUGUCCCGCUGUCGCGCACGACCGUCCUCCGCGACAACCAACUCACCCUGCACCCGGACUUCGGCAACUCGGCCAUCACCCCCAUCCGCGGACUGGGCAUCUUCUUCGAUAAAUCCGGCAGCCCCGCCACCACGCCGGCGGUGUUCCUCCACUUCGUCCAGAAAUUCGGCGCCGCGCCGGAGGUAUCCGUAUUCUUCCAUCUCCGGCCCCUCUCUGUCCCGACCGUCGCGCCCGACGAGAGACACGCCGUGAGCCGGUGCUAUACCUACGGCUCCGGGCCCGGAAAGCAGCCAAUCCCCAACUGCUUCCGGCUGAUCGUUCGACACGGCUACACGGACGAGAUCGUCACGCCCGAUCUGGGGGUGUUGGUGCUAGACCAGCUCCGGGAUUUCUUGAUCCGGGAGCGUCUGUCUGGGACCCCGGCUGCGGAUGCAGAACUCGAUGCGCUGCACCAAGCCUGGAAGUCGCAGGUCAUUUAUAUCGUGGGCAAGGAGCAGCUGCGUAUUGCGGCUGAGACGCAUAUCUUGCGACGGGUGGUACUCUGGGUAUUCCUGUGGAUGCGGGAUGCGAGCAGGACGAAGGUGCAGCAACUGAAUGUUCAGGCGGAACGGCUGGUGGAGGUUGGGUUCGUCAAGGACAUGUAG